Molecule: messenger RNA, 2281 nt
Organism: Theobroma cacao (cacao)
Lineage: Eukaryota; Viridiplantae; Streptophyta; Magnoliopsida; Malvales; Malvaceae
Product: alpha/beta-Hydrolases superfamily protein
Source: RefSeq, a predicted model, not a curated record
AAAAAAAAUCCAAUAUUCCAAUUUGCAUUUUGGACCCUCCCAGUCCCAGUCCCAGAGAUAGACCCAGUAAGGAGGGUCAAAAGAGAAGGCUCCGUCUCUCUGGCUCUGAGCUGUGCUUACUUGUUCUUGCCUUGGUGGUUGCCGCCUCCAUUCUCAGCUUCUAACAGCCCUAAUUCCAUUGCUAACAGGUUGGAUGUGUUUGUAAUUGGGUGGCCUGGCAGUGGUGAAAAUAUCAGCUCAAAUUAAAAAAGCAAUUGUUUUAUUUUAUUUUUUUUAAUUUGGGACAGGGGAGGUCGGAGUUGGAUGUUUUGUGAUGAUGGUGGGAAAAUUUUCUGCUCAAGUCUCUGGGACUGCAAAUGUAUAAUUUGAUGUACGGCUCUUAAGAUGCCUGUGUUUCUGUUGUCCCCUCUGUUCCAAUAAAAGGAAGCUUCUCCAUACUUGCUACAGAAGGGGUUCAAUUCAAGCGACCAAAAAUGUUGAAAAAGUGAAUUUGGAGCUUCUCACACUCUGCCGGAGUGGUUCACGGUUCUGACUUCUGACGGUCUUUCACUUUCAAAAGCUCACUAAAAGCAAGAUGAUUGAUCAGUUUAUCAAUUUUGUUAUUCGACCUCCCAGGGCUGAUUAUAACCCAGACCAGUAUCUGUGGGAAAGGGAAUUUACACUUGCUGGAAGGCAGUACAAAAGACAAGAUUUGGAGCUUACGAAUGCAAGGGGCUAUAUGUUGCGCUGUAGUCAUUAUAUGCCUUCACCUUUUCCUAAAGAGACUCCUCUCCCUUGUGUUAUAUACUGCCAUGGAAACAGUGGAUGUAGGGCUGACGCCAAUGAGGCUGCCGUAAUUCUUCUUCCAUCAAAUAUUACGGUAUUCACUCUUGAUUUUUCGGGUUCAGGCUUAUCCGAUGGUGAUUAUGUUAGCCUUGGCUGGCAUGAGAGAGAUGAUCUCAAGAUUGUGGUAUCAUAUUUGAGAAGUGAAAAACAAAUAUCACGUAUAGGUCUUUGGGGACGAUCAAUGGGUGCUGUCACCAGCCUUCUUUAUGGAGCAGAAGAUCCUUCAAUAGCAGGAAUGGUGUUGGACAGUGCCUUCUCAAACUUAUUUGAUCUCAUGAUGGAACUUGUUGAUGUGUAUAAAAUCCGACUUCCUAAAUUCACAGUUAAGAUGGCUGUGCAGUACAUGAGGCGUGUAAUUCAGAAGAAGGCAAAGUUUGAUAUCAUGGAUCUAAACUGUCUAAAGGUGGCACCCAAAACAUUCAUUCCUGCAUUAUUUGGACAUGCCAGUGAUGACAAAUUUAUUCAACCUCAUCACUCUGACCUCAUCUUAAAAUUAUAUGCGGGAGAUAAAAAUGUUAUAAAAUUUGAUGGUGAUCAUAACUCCUCCAGGCCACAGUUUUAUUAUGAUUCGGUUUCCAUUUUCUUCUACAACGUACUUCAUCCUCCUCAGAUUUCUUCUACUUGUUCAAGUAAGCUUGAGAAAUAUUAUGACCUUGGUGAUUUGAAAGUCGGUGCUGGUAUGGAUGAGAGUCUGUUGUAUGAAAUAAUCACUGGCCUUCAAUCUGCAUCAACCAAUGCUGCAAGUUCAUCUUCUGCUCCACCUAGCAUUUUGACAACAAAGCCAGUUAACGGGCUGCUUUCGGAAGUUGCACCACUUUCUAGAUUGGAUUCCAUGCUCAGUGGAGAUAAUAGACCUGACAGUGACGAGCCAUCAAAUUUACUGGAUAAGCCUAAUGGCCAAAGUGACGAAUGUUGCUCAUAUACAAGCUCAAACAGGGAAAGCUGGGGAAGAUGCUCUUCACUGGGGGGCAGUGAUGAAGAAUCUUCAGCGGACUGUACAACUGCUGACAACAGCCAUCAGGUGACUCUCAAUGUGCUUGCAACACCUCUCAAAAGCAUGCAGCAAAAGUCGCCUGAUCCAUCAAAAGAGGAAAUUAUGAAGAAGAGAGCGCCAACAAUUCCAAAGAAGCCCAAGCGUGAGAAAUUUGAAAAGCUAGAAGCCCUUAGCAAGCGACUACGCCUUUGCAUCCUGAAACGAGUAAAUCACCGGAGGCAUCGGUCCCCAUGACUGUCCUUCCUUGUAACAUAAUACUGUUUUUUGGGUUUUUUUAGCUCCAAGUGCUCAAUUCACCUCCAACUUGCAUUGCCAACAAGGUUGCCUUUGAGUAUGUAUAAAUGCAGCAUCCACGUAUUUUAUAAAACAGUAUUUGUUCAAGCACAGCCUGGCAAUGCUCAUUAUUCAGAAGUCUAGAUUUGGAAAUGAUUUUCAUCUCGAAGCGCGUUAUGAUUUUGCUUA